This is a messenger RNA of Dentiscutata heterogama, 396 nucleotides long. NCBI's taxonomy places the organism in Eukaryota, Fungi, Glomeromycota, Glomeromycetes, Diversisporales, Gigasporaceae. The record is from the annotation of a GenBank genome assembly.
AUGAAAUUUUUAAAUUUAAUUAUAAAGAACUUUAUUGUUUUGGCCAUAAAAGAUAAUAACAAUAAUAUAAAAAGUAAUAAAGGUGAUGAUAAUACUAAUAUAAAAGGUAACAACAAAAGUAGUAAGGAUGGUAAUAAUAAAGCUAACAAAGAAGUGAACAAGAAGGGUAAUAAUAAAGCUAACAAAGCAAGAAACAAGAAAGAUGAUGAAUAUAGUAAUAAAGGUAAUAAAAAAGAUGACAAAGAAGAUGACAAUAAAGAUAGUAAUAAAGAUGAUAAUAACAAAGAAGAAAGUAAUGAAGAAGAUAACAGUAAUGAAAGCAAUGAAGAUAAUAAAAAUAAUGAAAAGAACAAUGAAGAUAUUGAUAGAAACAUUGUGACAAAAACUUCUAAAAAG